This is a messenger RNA of Diabrotica virgifera virgifera (western corn rootworm), 20788 nucleotides long. RefSeq names its product PAN2-PAN3 deadenylation complex catalytic subunit PAN2 (gene PAN2). Gene Ontology annotation, biological process: nuclear-transcribed mRNA poly(A) tail shortening; mRNA processing. Gene Ontology annotation, cellular component: P-body; PAN complex. Bases 199 to 3774 code for a protein of 1191 amino acids. The transcript is spliced from 20 exons. NCBI's taxonomy places the organism in Eukaryota, Metazoa, Arthropoda, Insecta, Coleoptera, Chrysomelidae. Gene Ontology annotation, molecular function: poly(A)-specific ribonuclease activity; protein binding; nucleic acid binding. The record is from RefSeq and is a predicted model, not a curated record.
UGUCACUGUCAGCCUCAGCCGUUUAUCUGUCAAUCGUCAACUUUUCUUCAACAAGAACAAACUUAAUAAUACAGUGUGUGUAUCUGUUGCUUUUUAUUCAGUUUUAGUUUAAUUCUUUAAAAAUCCUAUUGGGCACUUUAAUUAUAAAAUAGAUAUGUUUACAGCUUUCAUUUCUAGUACACGAUAAUUCAAUUAAAUAUGUACUUUGACGAUACCGGGCUAGCUGUGGUGGGCCAACCAGAAAAUCCAGGUAUAAUUAACGUAGAUGAAGACUAUGUACAAACGCACUGCAUAUUGGCUGAUGGGGGAGAUAGAUUUGGUGUAUCAGCUUUAGCCUUUGAUAAACAUGAAGAACUGCUUUGGAUGGGAAAUCAAGGGGGUCAUGUCACUUCCUAUCUUGCACCAGGACAAUCAAAAUACACUUCAUUUCAAAUACAUGCUACUGAAGAAGUUAGACAGAUACUCCCUGUUGAUGAUGGAAUUUUGUGUUUAACAGCGAGCACAUUAAGAUAUCAAAUACGAAGGGGAAUACCUGUAUAUACCCAUAGUUCUGGCAAUAUGAAUGAAAUGCAAUGUAUGUUACAAAUGUCACCUAACCGCUUCUUGUUGGGAAGUCACCAAGAUAAACUUAUAGACUUCAAUUUAAAUGUUGGAAAAGAAACAUUAGUAGCAGAUGUUGGUGAAGGUUGUGUUAUGUUAAGGCCUCACAGUCGAUUCGUGUGUGCUGGAAAUCCAUUAGGACGUAUCGAUCUGCGUGAUCCAACGAGUUUAAAUGUUGAGCAUAGCAUAGACACACAUACAGGAAGCUUGAGUGAUUUCGAUGUGCAAGGGAAUCUUCUUGUUACAUGUGGUUUUAGUAACAGGCACAAUUCAUUAGCUGUCGACCGAUUUUUAAUGGUCUAUGAUUUGAGAAUGUUGAGAGCAAUAUCUCCGAUGCAGACGGUUAUAGAUCCAUUCUUUUUAAAAUUCGUUCCGUCUAUAUCAUCAAGAUUGACUGUGAUUUCUGUAUUAGGACAAAUACAAUUACUCGAUACCAUUGCGUUGGCCGAACCAAAGCUAAGUUUAUUUCAAAUGGAGAAUCCAGGUGCUAUGUGCUUAACGUUUGAUGUAUCCUCCAGCAGUCAGAUUAUGGCCUGUGGUGAUAAUACAGGCCACAUACACGUUUUUUCAGGCUCAAAUGUAACGGACCCUGUUGUUAAUUCCUUCUCGAGACCAUGCGAAAUGCCAGAUACACCAACCGUUUAUCCAAGUUUCAGUAUCGACGAUUAUAAUACACCCCUCUCGGUUAUUCCCAUGCCAAUUGUUCCUCCUGAGAUACCUUUGGCUUCUGAUUGGCCCCUGCAUCUUGUGCAGAAAAUAUACAGAAAACCAUUAGGCAUUGACCCUGAAAUCCUUUCUUCGAUGAAAAUGCAAGGUCCUAUCGGAUAUUCACCAAAUCCAAAAACAACAAGGAGAAAUCAAGUACCCUACGAUUUUGCUCAAAAUGGUGUCUCCAACAAUUAUACUCAGUUGAAUCGAAGUCCAAAACAUAACGAAGAUAAUGGAACGUUUAUAGCUAUUCCCAAAAGAUAUCGGAAAGUUGAUGUCAAGUACAAUAAGCUUGGUACGGAUGAUUUUCAAUUCGAUCAUUACAAUAAAACGGGAUUUUCUGGACUCGAAGCCACUCUUCCUAAUUCAUAUUGCAACAGCAUGCUGCAGGUUUUAUAUUAUACGGAACCAUUACGAGCAGCUCUACUAGCCCAUCUGUGUAUGAAAGAAUUUUGUCUUUCCUGUGAACUGGGAUUCUUGUUUCAUAUGCUUUUGACGGCCUCACCCAAUCAACCAUGUCAACCAGGAAACUUUCUAAGAGCUUUUCGGACAGUCCCUGAAGCAUCUGCUCUUAGUUUAAUUUUAAGCGAUCUUGCUCCCGAUGCUAAACAGAAAAUUGAACUGUCAGCUUUAAUACAGAGUUGGAACAGGUUUAUACUACACCAGAUGCAUGUGGAAUUAACUGAAACACGAAAGAAAAACGAUGAAAGGAAAGUAGCUAAGAAACUUUUUAUUUACAAAGAGACCGAUUUUCCCAGCAUAUCAGGGGAAAAAGUCAAGGAAAAGAAGCCACCUGUAGAAGCUGACAUAGAAAUUAAAUUGGAAGAUGAAAGAAGGGACGACAUUUCGGAUAUUAGUCAAUUGUUUGGAACAAAACAGUUGCAUUUAAAUUGUUGUCUUAAAUGUGGAAAUGAGGGAAGGAAGGAAUCUUUCUUAUUAGCCUGUAAUCUUGUGUAUCCAUCUCGUAUGGGAGAUAAAGACGAAUGGAGUUUUUGUGAUAUUUUAAAAAGAUCUCUCUGUCCAACACAAACAACACCAGCUUGGUGUGAAAGCUGUUCAAAAUUUUUGCCUACAGCUCAAUCCAGAGUUCUUCAGGCCCUUCCAAAUGUGCUGUCUAUUAACACCGGUCUACACAAUGCACAACAUAAACAGUUUUGGCAAACUCAGAUGGAUAAAGUUGUGGCGAAAGUUUCCACGGUAGAAGUUAACAACAGAUCUUCUACACCUACUUCAGUUCUGGGUUCAUCGAAACCGUGUAGAUACGGAGAUUUGUGUUCAAGGCCAGGAUGUCGAUUUAGACACAGUUUCGAUAAUGCCGUGCCCAUUCCUCCUUCGAAAAACCCAUAUUGUAGUAAUAAUUGGUUACCGCACCGAUUUGAAUUGACGAUAAAAGCUGAAGAGUUGGAAAUAAAAAAAAUUGAGGAAGAUGACGAGCUGAAAACAGAAGAUUCCGACACUCAAAAGAAAUACGAUCUUACGGCCGUCGUCUGUUUUAUAAACGACCAAUCUGCACCGGACAAACGAAAUCUGGCGGCUUUAAUUCGAGUACCUGAUUCGUACUUAAAAGAAAAAGAUAAUGAGUCAAAUCCAAAAUGGUACUUAUUUAACGAUUUUAGCAUCAGUCCUGUGUCUCCUCAUGAAGCUACUUGGUUUAGUCUGGACUGGAAGGUUCCAUGUGUACUGUUUUAUACAUCAACUGACGCUAUGAAAAAUAAGCUUGAAGUUAAGCAGCAGCUGCCAAGAGAAGUACUCUCCGAAGAUACAUCUGUUGCAGGUUCUGGAAAUCCGAGACUAAACUCUUUUACACCUUUGCACGACAACGAAACUUUAAAACCAGGAGAUUUGGUUGCAAUGGAUGCGGAAUUCGUGACACUAAACCAGGAGGAAGCUGAAUUAAGAAGCGAUGGAAAGAUGUCAACUAUCAAGCCUUCUCAAAUGUCUGUAGCCCGAAUAACCUGCAUUCGGGGGAGCGGGAGCAUGGAAGGAACUCCUUUUAUAGAUGAUUAUAUUUCAACCCAAGAACAAGUCGUGGAUUAUUUAACGAAAUUUUCAGGAAUUAAACCGGGAGAUCUAGACGCGAAUAUUAGCUCUAAACAUUUGACUACCUUGAAGUCAACUUAUAAGAAGUUGAGGUAUCUCAUAGAUCUUGGUGUUAUUUUUGUUGGCCAUGGGCUGAAAAACGAUUUUAGGGUCAUUAAUUUAGUAGUUCGCCCUGAGCAAGUAGUGGAUACUGUGCAAUUAUUUCAUCUACCGCAUCAUAGGAUGGUAUCUCUAAGGUUUCUGGCAUGGCAUUUUCUAGGCAUGAAAAUUCAGUCCGAAACUCAUGACUCCGUAGAAGAUGCACGAGCAGCGCUUCAACUAUUUAAAAAGUACAAACAGUUAGAUGAACAAAAACGGGUGGGAGAAGCGUUAGCCGAAUUAUAUGAAACAGGUAAAGUACUUAACUGGAAGGUGCCGGAAGAUUAAAUACUUAUACAAAUUUAUAUGCAACAAUACAAAAUAAAUUAAUUAAAAAAAAAAACGAAAAAGUUUAGAAAUAGUAAAAUGAUAUUAAUUUUAAAUACGUAACAAAAAGUCGAGAGUAUACAAUUACUCUCUUAGUAUGAGAUUAGUUAAGAACAAAAGAGAAAAUAAAAAGAAAUAUAGUUUUUGUAGCAUAGUCGUGGAUUCUCUUGAGUUUCUUUUAUUUCGAAAAUAAAUAAUUAUGUUGUUUACAUAUGGGAACGUUCAAUAAUUAUACAUUUUUUUUUUCAAAAUAUUUGGUGACCCCACCUCCCUGUAACAAUCAAGUAACCUUACCUAUUUGACCCAUCUACACCCUUAUCGUAACUUUUUUGCAUCAUUAAAAAAAUGUAUUAAAAAAGUGUAAAAACAACGAACAGUAAUAUUUGCUUAUAUCUCGUAAGAGGGCAUGUUAUUGUUUGAGCCCAGCGAGGGACCGACCGAUGCCUGCUGGGGUUGUGUAUCGACUCGUUGUUGAUCGACUUAACUUAAAACACAUGUCUGUGGUUUUAAGUUAAAACUAAUUUAUUGACAUAAAGAGGCUGGCCCUUAAGUAGCGUCUUCGAAUGCAUUUAAAAAGUGAUUUAUUGACAUAAGGUCUGAUAAGGUAACUAUUUAAUGGGGGAUUUGUUUCCCAGAAAAAAACAUUAAUUUUAUACAGUAUGGUUUUGUAUUUUAGGAGCGAAACACAUGUGAAUUUUAAAUGACCCAUAUUAUUUUUGUUUAGAAAAGAAAGUUAAUAUUUAAAAUUACCAAUUAAAAAAAUAAUAAAUGAAACUUGUCGCUAUAACACCCCUGUUCCAGAAUAUAAGACGAUAGAUAAUACAUAAUAUAUACAUAUAAUGAAAAUUGAAAAUAACAGCAAAAACACAACGCAAUGUCUAUACGAGGAAAAAAUAUCACUGAAUUCACUGAAAAAUGUUUUAACCGACACUUGCUUGGUAUCUUCCAGUGAAUCUUGUUUUUCUCUUCGGUCUGCUGUUCUCAUUGUCUGGGUUCGUUUUGCUGGACACUGUCUUUUUUCCUGCCUCGUAAUGGAUAUUUUCGUGAAGCUCUUACGCCGGUUUCAAUCUGUCUAUGGAAAUUGUUAUUUCUUUUCCAUUUACACGGACGACAAAAGUCUUGUCUCCUCGCUUAAUAACUGGAAAAGGACCGUGAUAUGGGUUUUCUAAGCUGCUUUUGAUUGUAUCACGGCGGACGAAAACGUGAGAGGUGGUUUUCAUGUCUUUAAAUGAGAAAGAAAAUCAGCUCCGAUAAUAGGCUUUAAAAUUUCCGCCACUACGAAUCGCCACGUAAAAUCACGCCGUAGUCCGAUAUUUAAUGUCAAGUUCACAUAACCGUAUGUCGCGAUUUUAGUGUCAUUGGCCGCGUAUAGUUCGUAUGUAGUCUUUUCGCGUGCACCCCGUACAUAUUUUCGCGGGAAAGCGCAGAUAUCGGCACCGGUGUCGAUUAAAAAUUGUUUUUUAGUCGCAUAGUCUGUUACGAAAAGGCGGCGAGACUUUGGGCAUGGAUCGGAUGCCGCACUUACCGACUGCCCGCGAUGUUUUCCUGGUGCUUGCACGGAGGUAUACACUUUUGAGCCCGGUACCAAAACGGUAGUGAUAUACCAACAAAUGUCACUAUUACGUUCCCUACUGUAGCUUCUGUCUCUAGGAUAUGGUCUGCCUCUUGAGUUGCUGCGGUUGCGACGGUAUGUGUUUGUUUGUGCUUGAGCAUUUGCUAGCUAGCUGAAUUUUCAUUUCAGCUAAUUUGGCUGUCAAUUUCCCGAUGGUACUUUCUAGCGCGUUAGAAGUUUCUGAAAUUGGGGUUCUAGGAGCUAUAGCUUCAGAGAUUGUGUCAGCUAGCUCGGCAACUGCGUCCAAACUAGCGGUUGCUUGAGUAGCUAAAAUAGCCUGUGUAGACGAUGGCAGUCUACCUAACCACAGAGACCUUACAAUAUUGUCUGGUACUGUUGUGCCUGCUAAAGACUGUAAAUGUCGUAAGAAUUCAGAAGGUCUUCGAUCGCCCAAUUCUUCAUGCUCAAGUAGUCUUUUAAUUUUUUGUUGUUGGGAUGCACUAAGUCUCUUAAUUAACUCUGACUUUAAUUUUACAUACCUCUCUGUAGCUGGUGGUGACACAAUGAUGUCCCUAACUUCUGAUAUGUAAGCUGUUUCGAGAUUAGCAACUAUGUAGUUGAAUUUUGUUGCGCCACUUGUUAUGUUUGCCAGCGUAAAUUGGUUUUCCACUUGCAGGAACCAAAUUUCGGGAUCGUUGGGCCAAAACGGUGGGAUUUUAACUGAAAUCCGAUCAACUCCAGAAGCACUGAUAUCCUGAAGCACUGGUACCGUCCGUCAUUUUCGAUGUUCACUGUAUUUAAAACCGACAAGAGUAUAUUAUUAAAACUAUUUUUUUUAAGAAAAAUUCGCGUCGUUUUACUUAUUCGCGGGGUCACCAAUCCUCCGUGGGUGGUUAACGGAAACACAAUUAACUUAAAUUAAAAUAAGUAUAAAAACAACGAACAGUAAUAUUUAUUUAUUUUUGGUUAAAAGGGCGUGCUUAUAUCUCGUAAGAGGGAAUGUUAUUGUUUGAGCCCAGCGAGGGUUGUAUGACCGACCGAUGCCUGCUGGGGUUGUGUAUCGACUCGUUGUUGUGGAUCGACUGAACUGAAAACACAUGUCUGUGGUUUUAAGUUAAAGACUAAUUUAUUGAAAUAAAGUGGCUGGCCCUUAAGAAGCGUCUUCGAAUGCAUUUAAAAAGUGAUUUAUUGACAUAAGGUAUAAUAUGGUAACUAUUUAAUGGGGAAUUUGUUUCCCAGAAAAAAAAACAUUAAUUUUAUACAAUCUGGUUUUGUAUUUUAGGAGCGACACACAUGUGAAUUUUAAAUGACCCAUAUUAUUUUCGUUUAGAAAAGAAAGUUAAUAUUUAAAAUUAGCAAUUAAAAAAAAAAGUGAAGCGUGUCGCUAUACAAAAAAGAAAAAUGUAGUUUCACCUAAAGCUUUAAUUUACAAUUUUCUGUGUAUUUACAUUUUUACAGUUUUUAAAAGUAGUCUGUCACUUGUUUCUGCUUAUUUUAGUGAAAAACGUUUUUAUUUAUUCUACAUUGCACUUUCCGCAGCAUCAGUUUUUCAGGGAGUAGCGCGUCGUUCUGCUCCUCUAGAUAUUCUAGAAGUUCAUUCACGUGGCACGUGACACAAAGCUGCUUCGUGAGUCACUCGUUCACAUUAGGUUUGUUCCAACACGACUGAGAACCGUCCAUGUAACGAUCAUCGUCCUGCGCAGUACCAUGGAACGUAUUAUAUCGUUCCCAUGGAACCCAUGGAACGUUAAUUAUAUAGUAACGUGAUCGUUACAUGACGGUUCUCAGUCGUGUUGGAACAAACCUUAUGACUUCACAAUAAUUGUUGAAGACUUUGCAGACUACCACGCAGAUGCGAUUUCGUAAAUAGAGUCGAGAAUAAUGAAUGACUUCCAAAAUUCUUAUGUCAUUUUUUUCUUCAAUUUUUGAGCGAGGUAACUUUGUUCUAUAGUUAGACGCCAUAGACAGUCGUGUUUGGGGCCAAAUAUUUUUCCGUCAGCAGACUUAAUUAUAUGCGUUUCAGGACAUGAGGGGGCGUUGCCAAUCAAAAACACACCAUCCAUCCUUUUCUAUGGUUGGAGUAAUCAAUAGGUAGUUUUUCUGCUUUAGUACCCUUAAAAGAUCCACGUUUUCUGCAGGACAGAAUCGUGAUCCGUUCUUUGCUGGAUUUAUCAUCCCCCCCUUUACCUUUCAAAAGUUGGCAUCCGUGUGGGAAGGCAUUUCCGCAUUUGUCUGCGUUAUAAAUUUUUGUUUGUAGUUUAGAUUAUUUGAGGAAAGGAACUCUUCGAUCUCACUUUUAAAUUCCACAGCUCCCUGUUGGUCACCACUGAGCUUCUCUCCAUGAAGCUUUAUCUCAUUUAUCCCAUAGCGUUGCUUAAAACGAAUUAACCACCCAGAUGUUUCAUCAAAAUCUCCUACGCCCGUCUUUUACAGCAAUUAUUGGACCUGAUAUGGAUGCACCCAUGUUAUAGGAUUUAUAAUACAUAGUAAAGAUAAUACAUAGAACUAGUUUAUAAAAUAAGUUUUCAUUAAUAUUAAAAAUAGCUUCUAUAGAGUCCGCUUAAAAUCCGCCCGCGGAUAAUUCUCCCGCGGAUAAUCCGCUUGCGGAUAAACGGGAGUUGACUGUAUAACGAUAAUAUAAAUCCAUUUACCAUCGAUUUUUACACCAUAAGUAAUGUUGGCUUUUUGUGGCAGAUGUCAAAAAGUUUCUCAAUUAAAAUAUUUACUAUGAAAAUGGAAAGUCCAAUAAUAUUUACUAUCCUAAUGGCCGGUUUCACCAACGACAAAUAGUAGUUUAUACUAUGAAUAAAGUUAUUCGACCAAUAAAGUGCCAUUUCUCCAUUUUACUAACGUCAAAUAAGACUUAUUUUAUUUAUUUAUCAAAUAAAUAUUUACUUUUCGAAUAAAUUGGCAAGUUAAUCUCGCUGUAAAUAUCUAUAAGAAAGUAAAUUCGUCAGUUUAAUUUUAAAUUAUCAAAGUUAUGUUGAAACCAAAUAAAAAUAUUAACGUCUAAUAUGUACAUUUUAUUCGACAAAUAACUAUUCAUUGAUUUAUUUGUUGUUGGUGAAACCGGACCUUAGAUCUAUUUAUUUAUCUAUUUUAGAAAAGUAAAAUUUGAUGACUUAAUUACUUGAAGUGGGAUACAUUAAACUAAAUUAAAAAAUAGUGAUAAAUUGUAUGUCUUCAUUCGUUAUAUUUAUGUCUUUUAUGUUUCUACGUUUUAUUUCUUGAAUAAUUAAUAAUACACAGCAGAUUGUACUUUUUUCACGUUUUUAGAAUAUAAUGCUUUAUACAUAAUGACUUUGUAUUUGUUUUGUUAAUGUUGGAUUUGAUGUAGGUAUACGGAUAUCUCUUUCAUUAUAAUUUGUAUUUUGUGUUCUUAAAAUAUGUAUUCUAUAAUAAAUCUUAUGAUGGUAAUACUGAUAUUUUGUAACCAAAAAAGGUCUGUUAGUUAAGUGUCAAACAUGUUAAUAAAGAAUUAGAUAAAAUACGUUAUUAAAGCUUAGUUUCAAAGAAAGAUAAAUGUAAAAUAUACGUUUCUGUGAGAUAGAGUGAAAUAAAGGAAAACCAGGAGAGUCAUACACUAUGCUAUUGUGAAAGUUGAAAAAAUAGUACAAAAUUAUUAAAGAUAUAAAAAAUCUUUAGACGUUUUGUUGAAAUUUAAUUGCUUUUUUUACUGUUUCCGGUAAGAGCAAAAUUGUCAAUAUAUAUGUGUAUCAAAUUUUUUACCAUGAAAAUGUAUUUUGCUUUUGUAUACGAAGGUUGCUAUUUUGAGACAGAGAAGUAAGAACCUACGUUCAACAUUACAAAUGUAUUUAUUGUAUAAAAUAAAGCCAUUUUUUACUGCCCUUAAAUCAAUUUUCGAAUUAAUCUUUUCACGAUCAAGAACUCCAAGACUGACGUUUUAAAUACAUAAAUCCUAGCCUAUUGUAACCAUGUUGGUCUAUGAUCUUAUCAACUUCAUAGGUCCUAAACUUGGGUAUUAUACAUUUUUAUUAUGUUGUACAAAUCGACGAUUAACAUACAGUAACCGCCACCCUACUAGAUACAUAGGAACAUUGAGCUAUUACAGUCCUGGACCCUUCACUAGUUUUAAUGUUUAUUUUUAUAUCUAGUGACGUUUAGAACGUCAGAAAAUGUAUAGAAACUGAAUUAGCAAUGUUAAGUCACAAUGAAUAUGUUGAUAUGAAUAAUGAAUAUGUUGAUAGUUUGGCUAAAAAAGCUAUUGAGUAUGGUACUUCAAAUAAUCGUAAGUCUUGCAUAUCUGAUUUAGUUAACACUAUUAAGCAUCGAGUUAAAAAUCAGUGGAGUCAAUCAUGGCGAGAUCUUUGUAAACAAUCCAAAUCUCAGUAUUCACUGAUUCAACCUUCUGUUCCCAAUAUAUAUUGGUUUAAAAAUUAUGUAGUACCUCGAAGAUAUAUAACAACAUUAAUCAGAAUGAAGUUUGGACAUGCAUGUUUCCCUCUACAUCUAGCAAGAAUUAAAGUUUUUGAUUCAAAUAUUUGUACUGAAUGUCAGAAAGUGGGUGAUUUGAAUCACACUUUCUUUGAGUGCACAAAAUACAUUCCACACAGCUAUAAUUUAAUCGAAGAUUUAAUAAAAUGUAAUGUUUUUCCACCUUUCAAUAUAUCCUAUCUAUUGUCUCUGAACAGCAAAAAUAUAUAUGAUUGUUUGAUGAAAUUUAUCUGUGAUAGUUUCACAAAUUAACCUUUAAAUUUAUUAAUCCUGAUAAUUUGAUAUAUUAUGUACAUAUGGAAAAAGAAGAAGAAGAAGAUGUAUAAUGGAAAAUUGUGGUGAGCAACUUGGAUAGUCCAUAGCGGCCACCUGCAGCUUUUGAACUGAGUAGAUAGCUGUGGAAGAGUUUGCUAUGGACCUCUAAGGACCUCAUUGCCUGCUUUAUGUAUGAAUAGAAAACAAAAAAGUUGUGACUGGCUAAUUGACACCCAAGUCUAUGCCAUAAAAAAAGUCACAAUGACGACCUCUCGCGGAUUUCGGCGGAACUAAAAUUGAGGCCUCUUCUCUUUUUAUUGCCCUGCUAAUGGGGGUUUUUAAUGUCAAAUCGUUGUUAAAAUCGUUGUCAGUAUUUUCAAAAAUCAAUAAAGUGAAAAUUUUAGUAGUCCCAUCGAUUAAUCUACCAGCAUCAGUAGAAUCAAAAAGAACGUGUUCGCCCUAAAUUUACUCCAAAUAUUCUGCAACACAACAUACAAAUAAGAACACUUUUGAUAAAAGGUUUGUAAGCUUUUAAUGAUAUCUUUUUUAUUAAGAUUUAUUAAUUAUAUUGAUUUUCGAAAAUACUGACAACGAUUUUAACAACGAUUUGACAUUAAAAACCCCCAUUGUAGCAGGGCAAUAAAAAGAAAAAAGGCCUCAAUUUUAGUUCCGCCGAUAUCCACCAGAGUUCGUCAUUAUGACUUAACAUCGCCAAUAUUAACAUAUAAAGUUGACAAAUAAUAGAUCAGCUGUAUUUGAUGUUUAUAGUUGUCAUUUUGUUAAAGUUUUAAAAGUAUUAAAGUAUUUCAAAAAUAAAUAACCAUUUUCAAUUUCGUUGCAAAACGAAAAUAAGCACCUCUACCGGUUUCGAAACUUAUUAGUCUCUCAUCAGGAGGCACAUAUGCUGCUCUCUCUGAUCCAACCAAAACAAACCCCGGCGUGCAGUCACGGGUUGCAACGAACGAAUUGGCUUAGAUGCUCUAGCGGCAACUGCUAGCAAAAGACUAAGUUUUCAAUCUAAUGGCAUAUAAAACAACAUGUUACUCUACAUCCCACCAAACUGAAAACAAUGGGAAACUUCUCUGGUUACACCUCCGAGGCUUCUACAAUUUGCAAGCUAUAACGGAUGCUGAGACUAAGGAAGAUGAGGGAAUUUUACAAUUUAUAAUUCACGUCCCAUCUGCUCAGCGCGGUAAAGUUCCAACGAGAAUGGUUCCCUUCGUACUCCAAUCAGAGUAAACAUGUAAAUUGUAAUGUAAUUGUUAAUGGGUAUUCAUUUUUGAUUUACAUGCUUACUCUGAUUGGAGUACGAAGGGAACCAUUCUCGUUGGAACUUUACCGCGCUAAGCAGAUGGGACGUGAAUUAUAAAUUGUAAAAUUCCCUCAUCUUCCUUAGUCUCAGCAUCCGUAUGGCUUGCAAAUUGUAGAAGCCUCGGAGGUGUAACCAGAGAAGGUUCCCAUUGUUUUCAGUUGGGUGGGAUGUAGAGUAACAUUAUGUUGUUUUAUAUGCCAUUGGAUUGAAAACUUAGUCUUUUAUGAAAGUAUUCUUGGUGUUUGAAUAAUGUUAUUUGAAGUAACAAUACUAUUAAUUAAUCUAUUUUUGUAUCGAAAAACAAUUAUUUUGAAUAGUUUCUUGACAGUAACAUGACAGGGAUGAAAGUCACAUCUGAGAACGGACCGGAUUAUCAUAUAUCUAGUAGCGUGGCGCUUACUGUAUACCAUUUGAAAAUAUGUUUUUUGCUUUUUAACCACUAUUUCAUUUCCCCUGUUCAAUAUGCGGACGUAGAAGAUUUUUGAGACUGUACAUUCUGGUACGGUGCGUUAUCAGUAGCAACUACGUAGUGAUAAAUGAAGUCUAAAGGUCUGAAGCCAUUUCUUGUAGUUUAAUAGGGGGUCCGAUAAGUAAUUAGCCUACAACAGAAAAACAAACAUUUUGGGAAAAGUGGUGAUUUAUGUAGACAUAGUCUCCUUUUAGUUCGACCCAGCGAUGCUCCGACUUCUUUUACCCGUCUGAAAAGUAGUUUUUCUUGAGGUAUGCAAAGUAUACUUCCGUGGCGACGCCGACGAUGAACUUCUCAUUCGACUUAAAUUUCUGCGGGGAAAGUGACAAAAGUUCAAGUUUAGAAAGUCAUAGAAAAAGAAGUCGUACAGGGCCAAAUCUAAAGAUUACGGUGCAGGACAGCAGUUCAUAGCCCGAUUUGACCAAUUUGGUCAUGCCGACGGCGGAGGUGUGAGCCGGUGCGUUGUCAUGGUGAAAGAGCAUUUUUUUCUUCGCCAAGCGUGGCUGUUUUCCACAUUGUAUAAAAUUAAUAAUUCCACAUUGUAAAACCAUGUGACCGUUUUGUCCUUUUCAGAAAGUCGAUAUAAAUCACUCGUUGUGAAUCCCAGAAAACGGUGGUCAUCACCUUUCCGGCCGACAUGACAGUGUUCGCUUUCUUCGGAGCACGGAAACAUCUCACUUCUGCCGGCAGGUGUAGGCCAGGGCUCGCCGAACGCACACUCACGUAUUGACGAUGACUCCGGACAUUCACGUAGGACAUGCUCGACAGUUUCGUCGCCUCGUUCACACUUCCUGCAUAGAGGUGUAUCUACUAGCUCCAGUGUGUGGAGGUGUUUGCUUAUUUGACAGUGGCCAGUUAAAGAACCAACUGUAAAGCGAAGUUUUUUCCUACACAUUCUCAAGUACUUUUCUGAUGCUGACUUCCUAAGUUUCCUUAGUGUUACCUUGGCAAGUCUAUAUCUUGGCCAUUCUUCCUAUUUCUUCAGGGUUUGCGUGUGGGAGUGAUAUUUGUCAAUUUCCGCGGUUGUUGUAGUUGACCAGCCAAAAAGAUCACCAGGCCCUUAAAGUCUUACGCUUGGCUUACGAGCUAGCUGGUCAGCAAUGCGGUUGCCUUUAUUUCCAUUGUGUCAUUUAAUCCACAUGAUGAUGUUGUUACCAUUCGAAGUUUGGGCUAGUGACUCAUGACACUCCAUUACUAACCCUGAUGUGAUACGGGGUUUGUUCAGGGUUAGUAUCGCCUGUCUGCUGUCUGUGCAGAUUAUGAUGGUUAUACCUUUUCGGGUGAUCUCUUUUGGCGGCUAUGUAGAUACCAGCCAGUUCAGUCUGGACUACGCUGGUAUUUUUGCCCAUACCCCAUUUUAUACACGGUUCAGUGAUCUGGAGUAUAUCCCGCAUCCUGUGAUUCUUCCUUCUGGAGUAUAUCCCGAAUCCUUCAAUACGUAUUGGCCACGUUUGACUCCCUAUGUUGUCUUGUGUCGAUUAUGUAGGGUUUGUCGAAAGACAAACAUAGGUUUAAUUGAAUCGCAGCUUGCAUGCAGCAGGGGUAGCGCAUCCAGUUCUCCCGACCGGAAACGACAUCUCAAUUAAUUGUCCCAUUCCUAUAUCAAGGUUUGCACCUGAUUAGCACAAUCGCAUCAUUGUCACCAGCACCACCUCUUUGAUAUAUAUGUCUAGAGUGUGAUGCCAAUGAGCAACUCCAUUGUAGCAGUUAGUGUUGUUUUCAUGGCACCUGUUAUAUUUAGGCAAGCCAUCCGCUGAAUAUGGUUUAGUUUAUUGAUCGCUGUUGCUUGUAGCACUUUUGGUACCCAAAUAAUAACUGCUCCAAGCGAUCAUCCUGGGCGAAAGGCCUUAGGUGAGUCCGACCGUUCGCGACACUGUUCAUAGGCAAUAAAUGCUCUUUUAGCUCUACUAUCUAAGUGAAAGUUUCAUGUUAACAACCUGUCAAGUGUAAUACCAAGGUAUUUCACCUCUUCAGAGAAGUUUAGACUACAGUUUAGAAUCCUUGGGUGUAUUAAGCCCGUGGAUUUAUAGAGAGUGAGUGUUCCUUACACCAUGUUUCUCUUAGUCUGGGAGCAACUUGUAAUCUCUCACAUAAUGUGUUCUCAAACUUACCGCUUUGCAAGACAGCUAUGUCGUCUGCAUAGGCUAUUGUGUAGAAACUGUUCCUGCUGAGUUGGUCAACCAGGGUGUCUAAAGCUAUGUUCGAGACGAGUGGUAAUAGCACCUCCUCCCUGUGGACAACCCCUCGUAACCAUGCCAUCAACCAAAACGUCUUCCCCAUUUAUGCUUAUUGCUCUAAUGGCGAAUUAAAUUCUCUCUCUUCUUAAAAGAUAUACUUUAUGCAAAUAUUUUUGUCGACCAAAUGUUCACACAAUACUAAACGUAUCAAUACAACUAAUACUGUGUCUUAAAUGCCUUAAUCUCACGCUCUCAUAUAUGGCGAUCCUACAGCUCACGUGCUGUGUCGAUUUUUCUUGCCACAUCAAAUGAAUUUAAAAUAUUCACGAUUCAGUUUCAUCUUUUGGUCAAACUGAAUUUUUCAAGUCACUGGUAACUAUGCAAAUGUAUCAGAAGACAUAAUAUAUUCAAAGUUAUGAAAAAGUGCUAUAAAAUCCAUUAACACCGCGUGAUCAACUUUAUCUACCUUUAAAAUAGCGGUAGAGAAGAGACCGAGACGUUUGAUUGCUUUUAUAGAAUCUGUUCACGUGAAAUUGUUUAGGCGCGCUUUUUUGGCUGUGAAUAUAUUACAAGUACCUGAUAGCAUUAAUACGUUCAAAUUUACGUGGUGAUGUUGGCACCUUUAACGUUUCUGGAUCGGUGUUGUCGUAUCUCAAAACUUAAGUAGCAGCCUUCGUACUGAGUAUUCUACUGAGUGUAAUGUAUGAUAACAAUCAUUAAUGCUAUUCAAUCCUUUUGGAUUGUAGCCCAUUGUUAGUGUGUGUAUAUAGUUUGAUAUAUAUUUCCUGUCCUGUUAAUUUGUGUUUUGAUAGUCAGGUGUGGCAUAAAAUUACAUUUUUUACAACUGUGGUAUUACCUCCUGAAUGUAUUCAAAAUGAGUACAGUAGAGCGUCGAUAGUCCGAACUAAUUGGUACAGGGGUAGUUCAGAUUAUCAAAUUGUUCGGAUUAUCGAACAUAUGUUCAAAAUACAUACAAAGCUCAUAAACAUCGUACAUAUGUACAUACGUUUUAGUUACAAGGAAUAAAACACCUGCAUGAUAAACAAAUAUAUUGUAUGUAUUUCUGCAUAAACAAAACAAAAAUCCGCGGUCAUAUUUUGCCCAUAUUGUCGUCAUAUUAAAUCCAAAAAUUCGGUCCGCGAUCAUUUUUUUUUUAAUUUUAUAAUUUUUUUUGCGUACGGAUUAGCGAACGUUUGGUUUACCAGAGUUCGGAUUAUCGACGCUCUACUGUAAUUGAGAAAUCUGAAUUGUUUUAACAAUAAACAUUCUUAUUAAGAAUAGAUAACUCUAGACCUACCUAUUGCCUUCUCUGAAUUAGCCAAUAGCCAUAAUAUUAGGCCCAUUAAUAUCAGCCAAAUCAUUAAUAUUGUUAUUAACGAUCUUAUAUUAGAUCAAAAUCAAAUUAAAAAAAAAAAACAAAAUUUUGUGUGUCUAUUCGUCCGCAGAUUAAAGUAACGAAAACUGAAUAGGUACGGAAAAACAAAUGCCUGAUUGCUAUUCACCCUUUAAAGUAAUAUGACAAAAAAUUUCUUUAAAGCAAAAAGUUUUUACUUUCUGUUACGAGAAAACUAUAAAAAAACCUAGUGACAAUACAUACCGGCAAUGAAAAUUAUCAAGUAGUCUUUAAGUUAUUAUUAUAGUUAUAUCAUUUUUUGUAAAGUGUGUGAUCGAGGUACAAGCCAUAGUACCGAGGUUUUAACAACGACGGUUUUACUAGCGGCUCGUUGGUGCUGAGCCACCAGUGAACCUGAUCGUUGAGAAAUUCGGUCUCCUUAAUAAUACAUACCAUAAUUUUGGUAGAUACAAAUAUUCAAUUCCGGAGCCGGUUUUCAUGCCGUAAGCUUAUUACGUUCUUUCCUGUAGGAAACUCACAAUGACUAAAUUCUCUUGACUAAAUUUUCUUGACAUCGGCUAUAGUUGCGUUCAGUUAAUAUUUUUUACGAUCUACAAGAGUUACAGUUAUAAUAUAUACAUAUGCGGUAAGUCGAACUUUUAUGUUUUUGUCCUCUGGCGAUGUAGAUUUCCAUAAAAAAUGACAGUCUCGUAAGCCAUAUAAAAAUUCCAAUACAAGAUUGCGACUGAGACUUCGCAUAUCCAUUAUUAAAAAUUGGCGCGCACGUCAUUCCACUGCAGUGCUCGCACGGGUCGGUCGCCAGCCGUGAUCGACGCGCGGUAUUGAAGGACGAGCCGAGUAAAACAUAAAACAAACUGACGAGCCGCGGUUGCAAUGAUACAUUGGCAAGCUUUACCGACCAGCCACAAAACCCCCGGUUUUACUCGCCUGUCGCCGUGACAAACACAUAUACAAAAAAAAAACAGUUGAGUCCAGGAAUCUUUACCCGUGCGUCAUCAUUUAAAGCACACGAAAUAAGUCGAUGAUAAGUCGGAAAUUGAAAUUUACUACACGCAAUAGCAAGUGACAGUAACUGACUUGCUGUUGGGUUUAGUAAAUUUCAAAUUCCGACUUAUCAUCGACUUAUUUCGUAUGCUUUAAAUGAUGACGCACGGGUAAAGAUUCCCGGACUCAACUGUAUUUACAUUCUUACAUUAAUACAAUUACAUUGUAUUUACAUUCUUUUCGCUUUACAGCAUUAUACCUAUUUUGUUUCAUAAGGACGAAAAACCAAGAAUACAAUUUUCUCAUUACUUUUAUUACCGUAUAUUUUUGUAGUUUGUUUGCCUGUGACUGUCAAUAACACAAAUGCAAUUAUUUUGUUGUACGUAAUAUUUUUUCGUAUACAAUGCUUUAUUUAAGUAAUUCAAAUAAUUACUUAUAUAUUUUGAUAUUUGUCUAUCUUAAUUAUAUUUAUCUAUUUUAUAUACAAAGUUAUAUUUAUAUUGAAUUGGUACCUGUUACUAAAAUAACUGUACUUUAUUUUUUAUUUUCAUUACUUUAAAAAUGAAUUAAAUAGACCAGGGCAUUUAGCACUAAAAACACCGUAAUAAAUCGAUUUUUAAAUAGAGCACUUAGAGACUUACAACUUUUUGCAUUGUAUUCUGGAUGAUGUCAGGAAAAAAGUCUACAAUAGAAAAAUAGGUGGGACUGCAUAAUUGCAUUUUAAAGUGCAUAAAAUGCAUCAAAAAGUGCAUAAACAUGUAAAAAUAAGCAUAUUAAGGGCUAGAUUUUGUUAAUGGAGGGUUUUGGGGUCGAUGAACACGACUACUCCAUCAGAACCGACCAUCCGGAGCAUGGCGCCCAGGCUCACUGCUAAGGCACGUCAUCUGGAGGUUCGAGGGUUAUCGGCACUAAAUUGAUGCAAGCAGAUUACUUGGAGAUUUUUGGAGUCGGUGAACACGAAAAUAAGAAGAUGGGAUGCAAUAAAACACCUAAAAAAUAAUAAAUAUCCAGGAAGUGAUGGUAUACCCGCGAAACUUAUUAAAUAUGGAGAUGCGACUCUGGCUAAUUAAAUAUAUAAAAUAAUACUGAGAGCCUGGAAUGAGGAACAAAUCUCGGAAGAGUGGUGUAUUGGAAUCGUUUGCCCACUACACAAAAAGGGUGAUCAAUUGGAAUGUAGAAACUAUAGGGGAAUAACCCUCCUUAAUACAGCCUACAAAAUAUUUUCGAGUAUCUUAUAUUAUAGUCGCCUAAGUGCACAUUCAGACGAGCUUCUUGGCGGAUAUCAAAGUGGUUUUAGGCCUGGUCGAUCAACAACAGACCAGAUCUUUGUGUAAAUACUGGAAAAACUAAUGAAUUCAAUAUCGACACACCAUCUUUUCGUAGAUUUUAAAUCGGCCUAUGAUAGUGUUCUAAGAAAUAAAUUGUAUGAAGCCAUGGAUGAAUUCCACAUCUCUGAUAAACUAAUACGAUUGGUUAAGGCUACAAUGCAUAAAGUUGUUUGCAAAGUCGAAAUACAGGAACAAUCACAGGCGUUUGAAACGCAUGUUGGGCUGCGACAGGGAGAUGCGCUGGCGUGUCUCCUCUUCAACAUAGCUCUGGAAAAGGCGGUCAGAGAUGCAUGAAUAGACAACAGAGGAAAUAUUUUUAAUAAAUCAUCCCAAAUUUUGGCAUAUGCAGAUGACGUGGACCUAGUUGCCCGCACAACACGCAAGCUAGAAGAAAUGUAUAACACCUUCUCAAAUGCCUCAAAAAAUAUGGGCCUGCAAGUAAACGAGGAGAAAACUAAGAUGAAAACUAUCAAUACCCAACAAUAGAGACGGAAACAUCGGUCACCAAUUCACGGUUGAUAACUCUACCUUUGAAGUGGUGAACAAAUACACGUACUUAGGCUCCCUGAUCACCAAGGAGAACGUCAUGACGGAAGAAAUCAAGCGAAGGAUAAUCCUAGCAAACAAAUGCUAUUUUGGACUGAGUAGACAUAUGAGAAGCAGAAACAAAAGCCAAAAAACAAAAAUAACCAUAUACAAACCCCUUAUACAUACAACCAGUGUUGACAUAUGGAUCAGAGGCAUGGACCAUCUCCAAGGCAGAUGAAACCCUUCUGCGUAUAUUUGAGCAAAGGAUCCUGAGAGGAAUAUUCGCUGGUAUCUGUGAAAAUGGUGUUUGGAGGAGGAGGUACAAGGUACAACUAAGAGGUAUACCACAUAUACAUAUAAACAAAAAUUUGGUGCUAAAGACGUAGUAUCUCUUAUAAGAAUAGGAAGACUAAGAUGGGUAAGACUAAGACUAAGAUAACUCUUAUAAGACGUCUAGCAAGAUCACAGCAGAACAACCCUCCUAGAAGAAUCCUUAUGUCACAACCUGUGGGAAGUAGAAAUGGGGAUAGGCCAAAACUCAGAUGGAAGGAUGGUGUAGAUCAAGCUGGGAGAAAAAUAGGCGCACCAAACUGGCAAAGGUUGGCAGUGGAUAGGACUGACUGGCGUAACAGUUUUGGGAAGGCAGAGUCUCUUUCAUAGGGCUGUAGCACCAUUGAUGAUGAUGAUGAACACGAAUACGCCAUCAGAACCGACCCUCGGAGCACCUGGUGCCCAGUGCCACUGUCGAGGCACGUCAUCUUCUAAAGUUUCGAGGGGUUUCGGCAUUAAAUUGAUGGAAUCAAAUUACUCAGUGGGUUUUUGGGGUCGCUGAAUACGAUUACGCCAUCAGAACCGACUCACGGAGCACCUGGUGCCCACUGUCACUGCUAAGCACGUCAUUUUCUAGAGUUUCGAAGAUUUUAGUCACUGAAUGCAUGCAAAUAGAUUACUAGGCGGUUUUUGGGGUCGCUGAUUAUGAAUACGCCAUCAGAACUUACUCCCGGACUACCUAGUGCGCAAGGUCACUUCUUAGGCAUGUUAUCUUCUGGAGUUUGGAGGGGUUUCGGGCACCAGGUGCUCCUAGAAUCCUUUCUGAUGGCAUGUUAUUACUCAUAAACUCCAAAAAAACCCCGAGUAAUCUAUUUGCAUAAAUUUAGUGCCGAAAAGCCUCGAUACUCCAGAUGACGUGCCUUAGCAGUGAACCUGGGCACCAGGUGCUCCGGUGCGGUGGUCGGUUCUGAUGACGUAUUCGUCUUCAGACCCCAAAAACCUCCGAGUUUACAAAAUCUGGCCCUUAAGGUUGAUCUGCAUAAUUAACUAUUUAGAUGGGAAAUAAGCCACAAUUAAAUUGAAAAAAAUAAUUUUAUUAACGUUUCGACGCCCAAAUCGGGUGUCGUUGUCAAAAUACAAAAUACUACCCAAUUAAACAAAAAUGUUGUUGCUUAGUAAAAAAUUCUUCUAAUAAUUGACUAAUUUAUAUCGGCAAUUUAGACAUAUAUUAUACAUUUUAAAGUAGAAGACUUUAAAAUGAUAUUGCCAAUAUUUAUGAGUUGAUUUUAUAUAUAUUUAAUAUCCCUCCAAAAAAAAACUACACAUUCAAAAAUUUGAAAAAAAAAAUGAGGAGGUAUAUGAUUACUAGAAUAAUUUUGACAAAUUUUGAACAAACUUUAUAUUUUCAUUUUUGAAAAAAUCAAAAAAACUAUUUUUUUCCAAGUAUAAAACGGGAAAAGCAAACAUACAAUUUUGUUAAUUUUCUUACAGCAUAAAGGUAUACUCCUAAGAAAUACUUAUGAAUUUUAAUACAUACGUUCAUAUUACCGGUAGCUUUAUUAUAAGCCGUAACAUAUUAUUUUUUCCUAUUGUGGAAAAACUGUACAUUUAAAAUUUUUCAAAAAAUUCAUAAGUAUUUCUUAGGAGUAUAUCUUCAUGCUGUACGAAAAUUAACAAAAUUGUAUGUUUGGUUUUCCCGCUUUAUACUUGGAAAAAAGUAGUUUUUUCCAAGUAUUUUUUCUAAUUUUUGGAUUGUGUACUUUUUUGGGGAGGGGGGGUGCAGAUCUACCUUAAUAUACUUAUUUUGACUUUGCAUUUUAUGCACUUUAAAAUGCAACUAUGCAUUUUCACCCAUGUUUCUAAUACUUUUUAGUUGGUUUAGUUUUAGUACAUUCUAGGUGCUGUAUUUAAAAAUAGAUAUAUUUAAAUACCCUGGUCUAAAAAAACAUGAUUUAGAAUACUCAGUAUUAAAGUCCCGAUUUUUUUUGCCUUCAAGUUUUCAUAACAAUACUAUGAUACUAGUCAUUUUAUAUUUGUAUAUUUUUAUAUUUAUAUGUAUUUAUAUUUUUAUGUAUAUUUAACAAAAUGUAAUAUGUAAAUUGUACAAACUGUGAAAUAUUUUUUCAUGUAAAACUUUGAUAUUUUAUGUUCGUUGGUUCUCAUUACUUGUGCAUUUAUAACCAGAUAAUAGCCAUUCCAUUGUUAUUUAUACCUCAGAUUGUCUUGAAUCAAAGUUAUUAAAUUAUUUUUUCUAUGAUCAAGUUCUUAAUAAAAUUUUUCUAAAACAAUAA